Piliocolobus tephrosceles (Ugandan red Colobus) is the source of this 5632-nucleotide messenger RNA. It is a transcript of the gene PTPRM, whose product is annotated as protein tyrosine phosphatase receptor type M. Lineage: Eukaryota; Metazoa; Chordata; Mammalia; Primates; Cercopithecidae. The record is from RefSeq and is a predicted model, not a curated record. Gene Ontology annotation, cellular component: membrane. The coding region runs from base 504 to 4937 and encodes 1477 amino acids. The transcript has 32 exons. Gene Ontology annotation, molecular function: protein binding; protein tyrosine phosphatase activity. Gene Ontology annotation, biological process: protein dephosphorylation.
UCGGGGAGCAAGAGCCCCGCGCGCAGCCGGCGCGGGCUCGGUCAUCGGCGCGCCGCCGCCCGGGGCUGGGCUCUGGGCUGCCUGUGGAGAGGCGGCGGGCGGGACGCGCGCGGCCACGGCCACGGCCACCGCCACCGCCACGGCCACGGCCGGCAGCUCGGGUCCUGGGUCCCGGGCAGGGGAAGGCGAGAGGCGGCGAGCUCAGCCACCGGAACCGAGGGAAGAUUUUGGCUCCGCGGGCUCGCCCUCAGCUCCCUCUGACAGCGGCGCCAGACGCCGAGUGGGGCCAGGGACAGGGGAGGAGGACCCAGGAUCCUGUGCCCGCGCCCCUGGAGCCGCUGGAGUUCGGACUUCUGCAACUGUUGGCACUUUGGGGGCUUGGCUCAGUGCUCUGCUGUUUACCCUUCCCUCCUGGCUGCCUCGGAAUCAAAGCUCCCGGCCCCCACCGCCCUCGUGCGCCCACCCACCGCCGCUGGGGAGCGGCCCGGCGCGCACUCAGCACCAUGAGGAGACUUGGGACUUGCCUGGCGACUUUGGCCGGACUUUUGCUAACUGCGGCGGGCGAGACCUUCUCAGGUGGCUGCCUCUUUGAUGAGCCAUAUAGCACAUGUGGAUAUAGUCAAUCUGAAGAUGAUGACUUCAAUUGGGAGCAAGUGAACACCUUGACGAAACCGACUUCUGAUCCAUGGAUGCCAUCAGGUUCUUUCAUGCUGGUGAAUGCCUCUGGGAGACCUGAGGGGCAGAGAGCCCACCUGCUCUUACCCCAGCUUAAAGAAAAUGACACCCACUGCAUCGACUUUCACUAUUUUGUGUCCAGCAAGAGUAAUUCUCCUCCGGGUUUGCUCAAUGUCUACGUGAAGGUCAAUAACGGGCCACUGGGGAACCCUAUCUGGAAUAUAUCUGGAGACCUAACACGUACAUGGAACAGGGCCGAACUGGCCAUUAGUACUUUCUGGCCUAACUUCUAUCAGGUGAUUUUUGAAGUGAUAACUUCUGGACAUCAAGGCUAUCUCGCUAUCGAUGAGGUGAAGGUGUUAGGACAUCCGUGUACCAGGACUCCUCACUUCCUGCGGAUUCAGAAUGUGGAAGUUAACGCCGGCCAAUUUGCUACCUUCCAGUGCAGUGCCAUCGGCAGGACCGUGGCAGGAGACAGGCUCUGGUUACAGGGCAUUGAUGUGCGAGAUGCUCCUCUGAAGGAAAUCAAGGUGACCAGCUCCCGACGCUUCAUUGCUUCAUUUAAUGUUGUGAAUACCACCAAACGAGAUGCCGGGAAGUACCGCUGCAUGAUUCGCACCGAAGGAGGUGUUGGAGUAUCAAACUAUGCAGAGUUGGUAGUUAAAGAACCACCUGUUCCUAUUGCCCCACCUCAGCUCGCGUCUGUAGGAGCCACAUACCUGUGGAUACAGCUCAACGCCAACUCCAUCAAUGGCGAUGGGCCCAUUGUGGCCCGAGAGGUGGAGUACUGCACGGCCAGUGGGAGCUGGAAUGACCGGCAGCCAGUCGAUUCCACGAGCUAUAAAAUUGGACACCUUGACCCAGAUACAGAAUAUGAGAUUAGUGUGCUUCUGACGAGGCCAGGGGAGGGUGGCACUGGCUCUCCUGGGCCAGCUCUCAGGACGAGAACAAAGUGUGCUGAUCCCAUGCGAGGCCCAAGAAAACUGGAAGUAGUGGAGGUCAAAUCUCGGCAAAUCACUAUCCGCUGGGAGCCAUUUGGAUAUAAUGUAACUCGUUGCCACAGUUAUAAUCUCACUGUCCACUACUGUUACCAAGUUGGAGGACAAGAACAAGUGCGAGAAGAAGUAAGCUGGGAUACAGAAAACUCACACCCUCAACACACGAUCACUAACCUGUCACCAUACACCAAUGUCAGUGUGAAACUGAUCCUCAUGAACCCAGAGGGCCGGAAGGAAAGCCAAGAGCUCAUAGUGCAGACAGAUGAAGACCUCCCAGGUGCUGUUCCCACUGAAUCCAUACAAGGAAGUGCCUUUGAAGAGAAGAUAUUUCUUCAGUGGAGAGAACCAACUCAAACAUAUGGUGUAAUCACUUUAUAUGAGAUCACCUACAAAGCAGUCAGUUCCUUUGACCCAGAAAUAGAUUUAUCCAAUCAGAGUGGAAGAGUUUCAAAGCUGGGAAACGAAACCCAUUUUCUGUUUUUUGGACUGUAUCCGGGAACCACAUACUCCUUUACCAUCCGAGCUAGCACAGCUAAGGGUUUUGGGCCUCCAGCAACAAACCAGUUCACCACCAAAAUAUCAGCACCCUCUAUGCCAGCUUAUGAAUUUGAGACACCUUUGAAUCAAACUGACAAUACCGUGACAGUCAUGCUGAAACCUGCCCACAGCAGAGGAGCACCUGUCAGUGUCUAUCAAAUAGUUGUUGAGGAAGAACGUCCUCGAAGAGCUAAAAAGACAACAGAAAUCUUAAAGUGCUACCCAGUGCCAAUUCACUUCCAGAAUGCUUCUCUGCUGAACUCGCAGUACUACUUUGCUGCAGAAUUUCCUGCAGACAGCCUCCAAGCUGCGCAGCCUUUUACCAUUGGUGAUAAUAAGACAUACAAUGGAUACUGGAACACCCCCCUUCUCCCCCAUAAAAGCUACAGAAUUUAUUUCCAAGCUGCUAGUAGAGCCAAUGGGGAAACCAAAAUAGACUGUGUCCAAGUGGCCACAAAAGCUGCGAUAAUCGUGACUCAGCUUACAACACCUUACAUUCGCAUCGCCCCCGCUGCAGGCGACGGCCAACUAACAGGAGCUGCCACUCCGAAACCAGUCCCAGAGCCCGAGAAACAGACAGAUCAUACAGUUAAAAUUGCUGGAGUCAUUGCGGGCAUCCUGCUGUUCGUUAUUAUAUUUCUUGGAGUUGUGUUGGUAGUGAAGAAAAGGAAACUGGCCAAGAAGCGGAAAGAGACCAUGAGCAGCACCCGACAGGAAAUGACUGUGAUGGUGAACUCAAUGGACAAGAGCUAUGCCGAGCAGGGCACAAACUGCGACGAGGCGUUCUCAUUCAUGGACACGCACAAUCUGAAUGGGAGAUCUGUGUCUUCACCAUCGUCCUUCACAAUGAAAACAAAUACACUGAGCACAUCGGUGCCUAAUUCCUAUUACCCAGAUGAAACCCACACGAUGGCCAGCGAUACCAGCAGCCUGGUGCAGUCCCAUACUUACAAGAAGCGGGAGCCGGCCGACGUGCCCUAUCAGACCGGGCAGCUCCACCCCGCCAUCCGGGUGGCAGACCUCCUUCAGCACAUCACACAGAUGAAGUGUGCCGAGGGCUACGGCUUCAAGGAGGAAUACGAGAGCUUCUUUGAAGGGCAGUCUGCACCAUGGGACUCGGCUAAGAAAGAUGAGAACAGAAUGAAGAACAGAUACGGGAAUAUCAUUGCAUACGAUCAUUCCCGAGUGAGGCUGCAGACAAUAGAAGGAGACACAAACUCAGACUAUAUCAAUGGCAAUUAUAUCGAUGGUUAUCAUCGACCCAAUCAUUACAUUGCUACCCAAGGGCCAAUGCAGGAGACCAUCUAUGACUUCUGGAGGAUGGUGUGGCACGAAAACACUGCAAGCAUCAUCAUGGUGACCAAUCUUGUGGAAGUGGGAAGGGUCAAAUGCUGCAAAUACUGGCCAGAUGACACAGAGAUAUAUAAAGACAUUAAAGUUACCCUAAUAGAAACAGAACUACUGGCAGAAUAUGUGAUAAGAACAUUUGCUGUUGAAAAGAGAGGUGUGCAUGAAAUCCGAGAGAUCAGGCAGUUUCACUUCACUGGCUGGCCAGAUCAUGGGGUCCCCUACCAUGCCACCGGCCUGCUGGGAUUCGUGCGGCAAGUCAAGUCCAAGAGCCCACCCAAUGCAGGUCCACUGGUGGUGCACUGCAGUGCUGGUGCAGGGAGGACUGGCUGUUUCAUCGUCAUUGAUAUCAUGUUGGACAUGGCUGAAAGGGAAGGGGUCGUCGACAUCUACAACUGCGUCAGGGAGCUGCGGUCACGGAGGGUGAACAUGGUGCAAACAGAGGAGCAGUAUGUGUUUAUCCACGAUGCGAUCCUGGAAGCCUGUCUUUGCGGGGACACCUCCGUGCCUGCUUCCCAAGUUAGGUCUCUGUAUUAUGACAUGAACAAACUGGAUCCACAGACAAACUCGAGCCAGAUUAAAGAGGAAUUCCGGACCCUAAACAUGGUGACGCCAACGCUGCGAGUGGAGGACUGCAGCAUCGCGCUGUUGCCCCGGAACCAUGAGAAAAACCGGUGCAUGGACAUCCUGCCCCCGGACCGCUGCCUGCCCUUCCUCAUCACCAUCGACGGGGAGAGCAGCAACUACAUCAACGCUGCCCUCAUGGACAGCUAUAAACAGCCUUCAGCUUUUAUAGUCACCCAGCAUCCUUUGCCAAACACAGUGAAAGACUUUUGGAGACUGGUCCUGGAUUAUCACUGCACAUCCGUAGUUAUGCUAAAUGAUGUGGAUCCUGCCCAGUUGUGUCCACAGUACUGGCCAGAAAACGGAGUGCACAGACACGGCCCCAUCCAGGUGGAGUUUGUCUCUGCUGACCUAGAAGAGGACAUCAUCAGCAGGAUAUUCCGUAUUUACAAUGCAGCCAGACCCCAAGACGGAUAUCGGAUGGUGCAGCAAUUCCAGUUCCUGGGCUGGCCGAUGUACAGGGACACACCCGUGUCCAAGCGCUCCUUCUUGAAGCUCAUUCGCCAGGUGGACAAAUGGCAAGAGGAGUACAACGGCGGGGAAGGCCGCACGGUUGUGCACUGCUUGAACGGGGGAGGCCGCAGUGGGACAUUCUGCGCCAUCAGCAUCGUGUGUGAGAUGCUCCGGCACCAGAGAACCGUGGAUGUCUUCCACGCUGUGAAGACACUGAGGAACAACAAGCCCAACAUGGUCGACCUCCUGGAUCAGUACAAGUUCUGCUACGAGGUGGCCCUGGAAUACUUGAAUUCUGGCUGAUGGCGUAAACAGCUCUGCAAACAAUCCCUUUCAUAUCACAAAGCCAAGACGUUCCAUGGUGUUUGUGCAGAAGAGAUGAAGACUUCUCAAUAUGCUUAUUUUGCUUUGCAUAAUUGGCUCUUUUUAAGAGCCCAGGAAAGUGUUUCUAAAACUGCUUGCACUGCCCAAUCCCAGUAAUGCUGCUGCCCGACAGAAACACACACAGCCACAGUCGCCAGAUCCCAUCCUCCUUGCCACCGGCUUCCUAGAGCAGCAUAGACGUCUGGUAAACUGAAGAGCACAACUAUAUUCUUAUGAAGGAAUUUGUACUUUUGGGGUAUUAUUUUGUGGCCCGUGACCCUUGUUGUUGUUACAGCUGAGUGUUUGUUUCUGUUCUGUGGAGAAUGCUGUCUGGCAUUAUGAUAAUAUAUUAUUUUAGGUAAUAUUUGUACUUUAACAUGUUGCAUACUAUAUGCUUAUGUAGCUUUCCAGGACUAACAGAUAAAUGUGUAAUGAACAAAGACCUGUUGUAUGAGUCGUUGUUUCUAUCAGAUUUGUAUUGUUUCCAAGGGAAAAGCUUGGGGGAGGACUCAGUUCACAAAAUGCAAGACUCGACGAUCGGAUUCACGGACCUAGAGCUUUUCCAUGUGUUUAUAUUGUAAAUAUUUUUGAUUUCAUCAAAUUAUUUAUUCAUUAAAAGAAAUUUUUGUGAAGCA